GUUCUCAGAGGGCCCGCCACAUGGAAGUUGUUUCUGGAUGCUGCCGACAUUAUUUGCGCGUGUCGCCGUCGCGUACAUCGCACUCAUGACUGGAUGACCCCGCUGUCGUGAUCGGGGUAUGUGCUAGAUCUAUUCGUACUGCACAGUGCUUCGAUUAUCCGAAUCUUAUCUCUGGCCAUAUAGUCGCAAUGUUUAGCCGUAUAGACCCCGGAUACGAGAUCAUUGUGUACCGUAUCGGCUUUGACUCUCUUGGCGGCGAGUUGUGGCUUGCUUCACCGAGUACCUUAAAAGGAAAGAACAACAACAUCACGCCCAGCAGAGAGCGAAAAGAAUCAAUAUACCUCAUGACCAGCAUCUAUGCGCUCGCUUGUCGUACAUUGAGGGUGGAUUGGCAGACGUAUCCUCAGCAGCACAUACUAGUACUGCAGGCCUCGCCGCGCAUGCGCUACAUGCUCCAUCCAUGAAAAAUCUUUGGUGAGUGUGUCAGGUGGUACACGAGCGAGCUCCGAUAUUUUCCUCGCCAUUGUCCGGCAUGAUCGUGGUAUGUUCAGACAAUCG
Sphaerulina musiva SO2202 is the source of this 558-nucleotide messenger RNA. RefSeq lists its product as uncharacterized. The record is from RefSeq and is a predicted model, not a curated record. The coding region runs from base 189 to 464 and encodes 91 amino acids. NCBI's taxonomy places the organism in Eukaryota, Fungi, Ascomycota, Dothideomycetes, Mycosphaerellales, Mycosphaerellaceae. The transcript has a single exon.